Messenger RNA from Plasmopara halstedii, 618 nucleotides. RefSeq names its product Nuclear transport regulator. The record is from RefSeq and is a predicted model, not a curated record. Lineage: Eukaryota; Oomycota; Peronosporomycetes; Peronosporales; Peronosporaceae. Gene Ontology annotation, cellular component: nuclear membrane; cytoplasm. Gene Ontology annotation, molecular function: small GTPase binding. The transcript has 3 exons. Gene Ontology annotation, biological process: protein import into nucleus. The coding region runs from base 1 to 618 and encodes 205 amino acids.
AUGGCGGACAGCGCCCUACCGAUGGUUCUAAGCGCUGUGCAAGCGCUUUAUGGAAUGGAAGGAGCUGAGCGACAACGAGAAGCCAAUGAGUUCCUACACACUUUUGCAGCUUCCGAUAUGGCAUGGUCAGUAGGUUUUCAGCUAUUGCAGGAUAAAUCAUUGGCAUUGUCCUCCGAAGCACUUUUCUUCGCAGCCAACAUGCUGCACACAAAGGUGCGCAAGGAAUGGGUACGACUGCCAGCAGACCAAAAGGGUGCCUUAACGAUGUCGCUGCAAAUGCUGAUAUCAAAUUCAAGGGAUAGUAUGCAACCAGCUAUUCACCAAAGACCGCUAGCUAAUAAACUGUGUGCCAUCUAUGCGGUUGUCAUGAUCUCAUCUCCAGACGACUGCUCAGCUUUAUUAUCAAGGCUUUUGGCGAAUUGCUCCUCCGCAAGCGCUGAAGAGAUCUCGUUUCUGCUAAUCUUUGCUCGCUGUAUUUGUGAAGAGAUAGAGGAUGCUGAAUUAUCGUUCGCAGUCAAGGAUGCAAUGGAAAUACAUCUUUCUGCUCUGAGUGAUGAUAUCGUAUCGUUAAUUGAAAAAAUUGUACUUACGAAAGAGGACCAAGAUGUCUCUCAUUAG